CUCUUUUUUUCGCAGUUUUAAGUCGUGCUCCAGUGCCGAUGGCUGUGGUGCGUCGAGAGCUGUCAUGUGAGGGUUAUCCUAUCGAGCUGCGCUGCCCGGGCACCGAUGUCAUUAUGAUCGAGAGCGCCAAUUAUGGGCGCACAGAUGACAAGAUCUGUGACUCGGACCCCGCUCAAAUGGAGAACACUCGCUGCUAUCUGCCUGAUGCCUACAAGAUUAUGGGCCUCAGGUGUAACAACCGAACUCAGUGUGCAGUCGUCGCUGGCCCUGAUGUUUUUCCUGACCCGUGUCCUGGGACGUACAAAUACCUUGAGAUUCAGUACGAGUGUGUGCCAUACAAAGUGGAACAGAGAGUCUUUCUCUGUCCAGGUGUAUUGAGAGGUGUGUACCAGAGUGAACACCUCUUUGAGUCAGACCACCAGUCUGGAUCAUGGUGUAAAGACCCCCUACAGUCAUCUAACAAGAUCUACUAUAUGCCCUGGACUCCAUACCGCACAGAUACACUGACUGAGUACUCAUCUAAGGAGGACUUUAUUGCAGGUCGACCCACCACGACAUACAAACUACCCCAUCGUGUGGACGGCACCGGGUUUGUGGUGUAUGAUGGUGCACUUUUCUUCAACAAGGAGCGUACACGCAACAUUGUUAAAUUCGACCUGCGAACUCGUAUUAAGAGUGGUGAGGCGAUUAUUGCUAACGCUAACUACCACGACACCUCGCCAUAUCGCUGGGGUGGGAAAUCUGACAUCGAUUUGGCAGUGGAUGAAAAUGGACUGUGGGUAAUCUAUGCCACUGAACAGAACAAUGGACGAAUUGUGGUGAGUCAGCUCAACCCAUACACACUACGAGUGGAGGGAUCAUGGGAUACGUCAUACGAUAAGCGAUCGGCCUCAAAUGCCUUUAUGAUCUGCGGAAUCCUGUACGUAGUGAAGAGCGUUUACGAAGAUGACGAUAAUGAAGCGUUGGGGAAUAAAAUUGACUACAUGUACAACACAGAGAAGAGCCGUGAAACACACCUCAGCUUUCCAUUCCCAAAUUCCUACCAAUAUAUCGCAGCUGUGGACUACAAUCCUCGAGACAAUUUGCUGUACGUGUGGAACAACUACCAUGUUGUCAUAUAUUCUCUCGACUUCGGGAACAAUGACAACAGAUUGGGCUUUGAUCCUCCUUCUUCAGUCUUGCUUCCUGAUGCUCUUCCUCCAGUACGCAGCUCCACGACUCCUCCACGCCCAUAUACGGGCACGCUCCGCCCCUCUCUCACUACUUCCACGACAACCACCAUGGCUCCGCCUCGCCGCCAUAACAACAUCCUCCCAGAAGCCCUGACACGGUCGCCUCCCUCCCUGCAGACUCCAGUCGCUGUUGACUAUUGUGCCCCACGUCUCACUGCUGAAAUCUCCUGGCCACGGACACACCAGGGACAGGUUGCUAAGCAACCAUGCCCACCUGGCACCAUAGGUGUAGCCACGUUUAAUUGUUUGCUUGGCUACUGGGAUCCGAAGGGACCAGAUCUGAGCAACUGCACCUCACCGUGGACCAAUCACAUCACUCAAAGAAUGAGAUCGGGAGAAACCGCUGCUAUAGUAGCACGGGAGUUAGCUGAACAGACCAAGGGAGAGUUGAGACCCGGAGAUGUUCCUUCCACAGUCAAAGCCAUGGCACAACUGGUGGAACUGCUGGACGUACAGCUGCGAAAUCUCACCCCGGGGGGAAAAGACACAGCAGCACGUAGCUUAAACAAGCUCCAGAAGAGAGAGCGGUCGUGCCGUUUCUUCAUACAGGCCAUGGUAGAAACAGUGAAUAACCUUCUGCAGGUGCGAUCCCAAGCGGCGUGGAGGGAGCUGUCUGUGGCCGAGCAGCUGCGAUGCGCAACCAUGCUGCUAGAUACGGUGGAAACCGGCGCCUUCAUGCUCGCAGACAACCUCCUCAAAACUGACACCAUACAGGAGAGCACCGACAACAUACAACUGGAGGUGGCACGUCUAAGUACAGAUGUUAAUCUGGUUGAUCUAAUCUUCCCUCAAUCUGGACUAACCAGCAACUCCAUUCAUCUCUCCGCCAACACACUCAAACAGCAAGGACGCAAUGGUGAGAUCCGCAUGGCGCUUGUUCUCUAUAAGAACCUCGGUCAAUAUCUGUCCACGGAGAACGCUAGCGUGCGUCUGGGCAGUGUAGCGGCCUAUCCAAACUAUUCCCUGAUAGUCAACUCACCUGUUAUUACAGCAGCUAUUAAUAAAGACAGUAACAAGGUCUACCUGUCUGAACCUGUGGUCUUCACUGUCAAACACAUACAGCAGUCGGAAGAGAACUUCAAUCCGAACUGCUCUUUUUGGAGUUACUCCAAACGCACUAUGACGGGAUAUUGGUCCACUCAGGACUGCAGACUACUCGGCACCAACCGCACUCACACCUCCUGUUCCUGCACACACCUCACUAACUUUGCAGUGCUUAUGGCCCACGUGGAAGUCAAGAAAGCGGACCAGGUGCAUGAGCUGCUGUUGGAUGUCAUAACGUGGGUGGGGAUCCUGCUGUCUCUGGUCUGUCUGCUCAUCUGCAUCUUCACCUUCUGUUUCUUCCGCGGUCUCCAAAGCGACAGGAACACCAUCCACAAGAACCUCUGCAUCUCCCUCUUUAUAGCCGAAACACUCUUCCUCACUGGAAUCAACCGUGCAGACCAGCCCAUCGUCUGUGCGGUGUUUGCGGCUCUGCUGCAUUUCUUCUUCUUGGCUGCAUUUACAUGGAUGUUUCUGGAAGGCGUACAGCUGUACAUCAUGCUGGUGGAAGUGUUCGAGAGCGAGUACUCGCGCACCAAGUACUUCUAUCUUACUGGAUACGGAGUGCCUGCUGUUAUAGUGGCUGUGUCUGCCGCAGUGGACUAUCGCAGCUAUGGAACCGAAAGAGUGUGCUGGCUAAGGUUGGAUACUUACUUUAUCUGGAGUUUCAUUGGGCCUGCUACUCUCAUCAUCAUGCUAAAUGUUAUUUUCCUGGGCAUUGCACUAUAUAAGAUGUUUCACCACACAGCGAUUCUCAAGCCUGACUCCGGUUGCCUGGACAACAUCAAGUCCUGGGUUAUAGGUGCCAUAGCUCUGCUGUGUCUGCUGGGGCUGACCUGGGCAUUUGGGCUGAUGUAUAUCAAUGAGAGUACAGUCAUCAUGGCCUACCUCUUUACCAUCUUUAACUCGCUGCAGGGAAUGUUCAUCUUCAUAUUUCACUGCAUCCUGCAGAAGAAGGUGCGUAAGGAAUAUGGCCGAUGUCUCCGCACACACUGCUGCAGCGGGAAGAGUGUGGAGUCAACCAUCUCCACUUCAACAAAGACCAGUACAGCCCGCACACCUGGACGCUAUUCCACCAACUCACAGAGUCGUAUUCGUAGGAUGUGGAAUGACACUGUCAGGAAGCAGUCAGAGUCAUCUUUCAUCACUGCUGAUAUGAACAGCUCAGCAUCUCUCAACAGAGCCUCCUACAGAGAUUCAAAAGGCAUUCUCAACAACGCGCGGGACUCCAGCGUAAUGGAUACGCUGCCGCUUAACGGGAAUCACGGCAACAGCUAUGGUGUGGCAGCAGGCGAUUACCUUACCUAUAGUUCUCGCGGCAGCGAGCCUCCAACUACGCUUGAGAAGAAGAUCCUGAAAGAGCUGACGGCAACUUACGCUCCGUCGUACCUCAACACCCAGGAGCGACCGGGAAAAGCCCACCAGGGCACCUUGACCAAUAAACUCAACAACCACCUGGCCAACGGAGGGGUCGCGGGGUCAUCGUCUAUCGCCAAAGACGACGUCAUGGUGCUCGACAACCCUGGAUCAUUUCACCGACACGACGACGGGGGCGGUUUAAGCCUGGAGCUCAUUAGGGAGGAGUCACAAGCGCCGCUCCUCCCACCGAGGCCGCCCCCUUUGGAAAACCACACCCCCUUGCACACGUUUUCAGCUCACAGGCGCCUGCCACAGGAGAACAGCGAGAGCUUCUUCCCGCUGCUCCCCAACGACACGCACACACACUCCUCGCACACACACACUCCCCGCAUGCACACACACUCCCCCCUCAGAGACUCGCUCUAUACCAGCAUGCCCACACUCACUGACCUCCCGCAUGGCACUGACGACCUCAUCAACGGUCUGCACGAUGACGAAGAUGAUGAGGAUGACGACAGCGAGGAGGAAGAGGGCAGCGAACUGCACCUGGCCAAUGGCAAAGGGGUCGUAAUGGAGGCAGACGAUGUAUACUACAAAAGCAUGCCGAACCUGGGCUCCAGGAACCACAUACAGGAACUAGAGAGCUAUUACCAGAUGGGACGCGGAGGCAGUGACGGGUUCAUCGCUCCACCUGAGAAAGAAGACUCGUCGCCUGAAGAACAGCCACCAGACCCCUCACAGCUGGUCACCAGCCUAUAGACACCGACGCACACACACAGCGUGCGUGUGUGUAUGUGUGUGUGACACAAUGCACAAGGCAUGGGAUACACUACCUACUGCACUGAUAGAGAGACUGAUUCCAGAUAGCCCCCCGAUUCCAGUACAUACGAUCACCAAAAUCCUGCCCCAGUUAGAACCAGAAACUAGUAACCCAUUCCUAUGCUAGAACAAGGACUACCGUGUGUAGGCAGGUCUUGUGGACUUCUUUCUCCUCAAUCUCCUAGGAAGCCGAUCUGCUAAGUAAAACUCUUGCGGAUCGUCAAUUCGGAGACGUGGACAAACUUUUGCUCCCUGGAUCAUUUGCAUAGAUCUCCUUCAUCCGAUGGCUGUCUGAUUCUCCUCAAAACUCACCACGGAUUGUGGAACAGACUGCAGAAAACUAGCUGCCAUUUUAGAUGACCUUGUAUGAUAAUGAGACUUUGAACUCUUCUGUCGUACUGAACUGCAUUACCCACAACUCUCUAGAAGACUUCUCUGUGAUUCUCUGCUGCACACAUUCCUUCUCGUUUAGCACCGAUUCUGAGCGUGAAAUCACAAAAGGCGCAUCUAUUCUUGAAGACUGAGGACGCAUCUUGUUUUCUUACGUUUAUUUUUCAGUAAUAAUCUCAGUUAUGGGAAAGGUAAUCUUCACUAAUUACAAAGAAAUGGAACUGUUUUCCAUGUAAAAUGUACAGAUUCCCGAUAUUGCAUAUGAUCGUAUGCAUUUCAUGUUUUUUGACAUAUUUUGCCCCUUGUAUGUGUUUUUGUAGACUAGACCAAUCCCGCAAUGCUGUGCUGGUCCUCCAAAAUACUAUCCCUGAUAACGCACAGCACAAACACACACUCACCUAUCUACAUACACACUCUCGUUUGGAAGGAUGACCGUGGCAACACUUUGUCAUUCUAAUUCUCACUGUGUCGAUGAUAACCAAGAGACUCUGGGGAAAUGACUGUUGUGUGAUUGACCACUAUUGCAGAUGGGAUCCCAAGGAUGCUGGAAUGUUGUCAUGUCAUGAGUUCUAGAACGUUUACCCUUCAACACGCCAUUUUUUUAUGUGUAAGAGCAGAAAUUCUACUUUGGAUGCAGGUUGAAGAAUUCCAGCUUACUGAAAUUCCGGUCACACGUGUUGACACAGCUAAAAUUGUUUUCAGGCUAAAAGAUGGUCUGUUAUUGUGACGAUUUCACAUCGAGUUGUGUUUUUAAGAGCUUAAUCAAGAAGAGUAAGAAAGUGAAUUGGAACAGGUGAACUGGGGGAAUCAUGAUUACGAAUCAUGUGUGGAGCAUGUCUAAACAUAAAAUAACCAUGUAAAAGAGCGGACUAGAAGGAUAGGACUUUAAUGGAGUGGUUUGGAAGAUGGAAACAACCUUGUAAAGGUCGGUUUCUGAAACUACUGUUUACUUGUUCUCAAACUGAGACUCCCUGUAGCUUGCACAUCUAUCCCUUGUUAACCCACCCUGAGAAAAUUGACUGCAUAUUUAUUCCUGUCUUGUUUUUUUAUUUUUUGUUUUUCAACAGAUCAGAAAUGUAGGAUCCUAGAGAGCGUCGGGAAAAGAAUCGGAUCGGCACUGAGACCUUUUUUAUUGUUAUUAUCAUCAAUAUUAUUAUUAUUACAAUAUCAAUGAAAUUAUUAUUUAUUCUUUUCAUAUGCAUUCUAAACUGAAUGAACUCAUAACUAAUAUUUGUUGUAACAGUGAAAGUUGUUUGCCAACAAAUAAAAUGACUGAAUUAAUAUUUACAAUAUUUC
Molecule: messenger RNA, 6137 nt
Organism: Sinocyclocheilus grahami
Lineage: Eukaryota; Metazoa; Chordata; Actinopteri; Cypriniformes; Cyprinidae
Gene: adgrl3.1
Product: adhesion G protein-coupled receptor L3.1
Exons: 21
Coding region: 39-4391 (1450 amino acids)
Biological process (GO): adenylate cyclase-activating G protein-coupled receptor signaling pathway; cell surface receptor signaling pathway
Cellular component (GO): plasma membrane
Molecular function (GO): G protein-coupled receptor activity; carbohydrate binding
Source: RefSeq, a predicted model, not a curated record